Molecule: messenger RNA, 3145 nt
Organism: Cimex lectularius (bed bug)
Lineage: Eukaryota; Metazoa; Arthropoda; Insecta; Hemiptera; Cimicidae
Product: band 4.1-like protein 5
Exons: 17
Coding region: 64-1794 (576 amino acids)
Cellular component (GO): cytoskeleton
Molecular function (GO): cytoskeletal protein binding
Source: RefSeq, a predicted model, not a curated record
CAGUGUCCUGUGAAUUUUCUCCCACUUGAGAACACUCAUCACCAUCAACUAAAAUAUAUUACAAUGGAUAGUGACGAGGAAAGUCGGAAGAAAGGCAGGAACCACCAGAAGAGCCCGUCCCACCUGAAGCACGACAGCCACCACCGCAUCCUGGGCAACAAGAACACAGUGCAAUGCAAGGUCUUGAUGCUGGACGGAAGCGAUCUGUCCAUAGAACUGACCAAAAAGGCGAUCGGGAGCGAUCUUUACGAACAAGUCUUCUACUCUUUGGAUCUGAUCGAAAAAGAUUACUUCGGCCUCCAAUUCACAGAUGCCAAUAACGUCCAGCAUUGGUUGGAUCCUACGAAAGCAGUCAAAAAACAGGUUAAAAUUGGCCCUCCUUUUACACUACGACUACGGGUAAAAUUCUAUUCAUCCGAACCUAACAGCUUGAGGGAAGAACUAACAAGGUAUCAGUUCUUCCUUCAACUCAAAUCAGACAUCCUCGAAGGAAAAUUAGAAUGUUCUGAGAGCACAUCCAUUGAACUGGCAGCUUUAGCUCUACAAUCUGAACUCGGUGAUUACGAUGAAACAAUCCACACGCCAGCUUACAUUUCUGAAUUUAGAUUCGUUCCGAAUCAGACAGAGGAGAUGGAACUUUUGAUCCUGGAAGAGUUCCAGAAAUGCAGAGGGUUGACUCCAGCACAAGCUGAGACGAAUUACUUAAAUAAAGUCAAAUGGCUUGAGAUGUACGGUGUUGAUAACCACAUUGUUUUAGGAAAAGAUGGAUGUGAGUAUUCGUUGGGUCUGACGCCGACUGGAAUCUUGGUCUUUGAAGGGAAUCAAAAAAUUGGCCUUUUCUUCUGGCCCAAAAUAGGAAAGUUAGACUUUAAGAAAAAGAAAUUAACAUUAGUUGUAGUUGAAGAUGAUGAUAUGGGCAGAGAACAGGAGCACACAUUUAUCUUUAGAUUGCAUAACGAGAAGGCUUGUAAACACCUUUGGAAGUGUGCUGUAGAACAUCAUGCGUUUUUCCGUCUCCGAGCUCCGGUCAAAGGGCCUUCGGCUAGGCAGAACUUUUUCAGGAUGGGCUCACGGUUCAGAUACAGUGGGAAGACGGAAUUCCAAACUACGCAGUUGAACCGAGCAAGGAGAAGUGUGCAGUUUGAGAGAAAACCCAGCCAGCGGUAUGCAAGAAGACAAUCCCAUGUCUUGAGGGAAAAAAACAGGUCUGACCACAGAACAACAGUAGAUUGUGAAGCAUCAUCCCCUAGCCCUACAAGCAGCUUGGCAUCUCAUUCUGGUCCUGUUGCAGAAGAGAGGCUUGAUGUUUUACUCAAAAGCCUUGCAAAGGACUCUUCAAAUAUAGACGACAAGAACGACUCUACUUCAAUUGUCAGCAGUAAAACUGAUACUGAGAAAGGAUAUUUUUCUUCAGGUAUAUCUCUAUUUCAUCUUGAUUUUCAGUUGAAACCUAUAGACACCGUAGUUUCUAUCGAAAGUACCGGUGUACCCAACAACAAGGCUAUCAUCCCUACUGCAGUACCUCGGCCUAUUCCCCCGCAUCAACUAAAGUGUAAUAUUCUCAAAGCGAAAUUAGAAGAAGAGAUGAGAAAAUCACCACUUCCAACUGUAAUAGAAACUCCUUCGCCGAUUGAACCUCCUACAUCCCUUCUUGAUAUAAGUAUAGAGGAUUUACCAGGAGAAACGUCAAAAAACCAUCAAAAUAACUUGGACCAGGCUACAUUCGUUUCUGUUGAGGAUUCGGAAUCUAGAGUUUGUAUUGGCAACAAAAACCCCAAAGGUAUGAGUCAGUAAGUUCAAUAUAAUUUCAUCUGGAAAAAGCAGAGUAAGUUGGAACACUGUAACAUUCUAAUGUAAAUAGAGUUUUUUUGUAUAUUUUAAAAGAAAUAAUGUAAUUAUUGUAAACAUUUUGCUACGGGGUUGGCUGUUGGCAUUUUCUUGUGUUUAGUGUAUAUGUUGAUUUAUUGAGGGGACUGGAAAGUAAUGUCCUUUUCGCCCUUGUUAUUCAUUUGUCAUCAUUGUGUACUUCAAAGUCAUGCAGAAGACGUUUUAAUAUUAGAAUGACUUGUUUACUCUUCAAUAAUUAAAUCUUAAUUUUUUAUGUGCAAUUUAUGGUGAAAUGGGCAGCCAAAUAAAUACCAGAAGAGGUACAUAUUAUUGUAUGCUUUUUGAGUUUUAUUGUUGCUACCAAAAACAUUUGCGAUGUUUAACCAAGUGCAUUAUAUAGUCGUAGUUGCCAAAUGUGGUUUUAUAAGUUCAAAUCCAGCAAUUUUGAUUUUUUCAACUUGUAUCAAUCAGGAAGACCAACAGUUUUAAACAAUGACCUGUUAAACCUUAAAGGUGUAAGUGGAAGAAAAUAUUUGAGGAAUGUUGUUGACCAUCCAAGAAUAAUUGCAGUAGACUAGGUUUUUGCUUCCGAGACACAAUUCAGAAGUGUUUUUUGAUCACUUGAUCGCUGGAGAUGAAAAAUGAGGUUGAUAAUCCAAAACGUAAAAGACAGUGGAUCUCUACGAAUGAAUCGCGACGAAGUACAGCUAAGCCAGGUUUACACCUCAAUUUUUUCGGGUUUGGUGGAGUAUUCACAGGGUUGUUCAUUUUGAAGUGCUGAAAUGUGGACAAAUGCAGACCUUUACUGUGAACAAAAAGAUCGUUAAUUGAAAAGUGCUCAGCGACUGUCAACAAAAAAGGUUUUAUUGUUCAACAAGAUAAUGCGUCAUUAUACCCUGGAAAAAAUUAAUGAAUUUGGUUGGGAGGUAUUGCCUCACCACACUCACCUGAUAUUCUGCCAUAAUUUCCAUUUAUUCCGAUUGCUACAACAUUUUCUAAGUGGCAAAAAAAUUCGAAAAUUUGGAUGUUGUCCAAAAUGCCAUCUUUAGAUAUUUUGCUCAAAAAACAAUUGAUUUUUAUCGAUUUUAUCGACAUGGAGCCUAGCGGACCUUUGAGAGGGGCUGCCCCACCAACCGAGGACUCAUACGGCCACAUCGGGAGCCCUUUGUUUUUGGAGCACGUGCUGUGUCUUGUGCCAGGCUCCGGUCUACUUGUUCAAACGGUUUCCAAGAGUAAAAUUGUUUGAUUGUAAAAAGGACUUUUUUUCUUAAUUUUCAUAUAUUGAAUUUUUUAAUUGUCAGACGUUUGAUUUGUAUUA